Portunus trituberculatus (swimming crab) is the source of this 5730-nucleotide messenger RNA. RefSeq names its product histone-lysine N-methyltransferase EHMT2-like (gene G9a). Lineage: Eukaryota; Metazoa; Arthropoda; Malacostraca; Decapoda; Portunidae. The record is from RefSeq and is a predicted model, not a curated record. Gene Ontology annotation, molecular function: p53 binding; protein-lysine N-methyltransferase activity; zinc ion binding. The transcript has 21 exons. Gene Ontology annotation, cellular component: nucleus. Bases 236 to 5662 code for a protein of 1808 amino acids.
GGUCAAAGGUGCAUGGAGGAAGCAGGGACACGCCGCCGCUUAGGCCGUGAAAACUUUUCCCUGGUAGGGGUGUGACUCCCCACCAUCCGGUCCUCUUCUCCCUACAAGAGGUACAUUUGACAUGUCGCAUUCCUGUGGAUUUUCUGAUGAGAGAAUACAACAGCUGUUGGCUGAGGAAACUGUAGAUCUCAUUGGCUUGGCUGGCUGAGGUCAAGGAGCAUUAAAUGGAAAUAGAAUGAAUUCUCAAGAAGAAAUUAGUGGUAAAGGAGCUCAGGGGAGAACAGUGAGCAAGAACAUUCCUGUUGGAUCAAAUGCCAAAGGUCAGAAGCCAAAGAAAGGCAAGAAGAAAAAAUACAAGGGCAGGUAUCGUAAGAAAGGACUUCGACUCUGUAGGAAGAAGGGUACAGCACAUCCCAGGCACUCAGUGAGAACAGAAAAUGAAGCUUCUAAAACCCAGAGUGAUGUUGAGGAAGGAAUUGCUACACAAGUAGAGAUUGAUACUCUCACAUUUGACAAGAAGACACAAGUAAAUGUUUUAGAAAACAAAGAUUCAAAUUCUGGCUUUGUAGACAGUGAUAAAGAAAUAAAAUGUGAAAACGCUGAACAAAAAGUAAGCAAUCUUGAUAGUGAAGAGGCUGAAAAUUAUUUAGAAAGUGAAGUGAAAGCAGAAAUCAUGGAAGCCUCAUCACAAAGUGGAGACCAAAAGCACAAGUUGCUGGAGAUGAUGUCUCGUGAGUUCAAUUCUGCAAGCAUUCAGGAAGGAACUGUUACCCUCGAAUCAAGAAAGUCUGCUCGAGUUCCUAGACUUACAAGAAAACGAAAAAGUGAAGUGAUUGAUACUCCAGAAAAGACAUCAGAGACCACAGCCAACCAGGCAAGUUCCAUAACCACUGUGACUCCCAUUAUCCACAACCCCAUAACCAGUGCUCUCAAGAAAAUUAGGAAAGAAAGCUUAGAAAACCUUCCAUUACCUACAUCUCCAACUUUUCCUGGAAGAACUAGGAGGAGCACACAGGAAAGGAAAUCAGGCAGUGAGAAAGAUUCUGGUGAGGAGGCAGGUGGAAUUUCAGAAGUCCCAGAAGUAACAGAAUCUAAAACAGAAGAGACUUUGUCACAUGAAAGAACUACUCCAGAUACUCGUGGGAGGAAAAGAGCCAGGACAAGGGGCAAAUCUACAAUUGAAGGGGAAGAGGGAAAUGACUCUGGAAAUGAAUCGCCCACUAUUCCAGUAAAAGGACGAGGCAAGACACACUCUAGUUCUGAGGAAGAUUCGCUUAUUGCCAACUCAGAUUCACCAUGUUCAUCCAAGAGCCGUGUGAAAAGUACAAAAGGAUUGGGUGAAGGUGAGGUACUUGGUGUGGCUGCACAAAUAAAGGGAAAGGGAAAGGUCCCAUUUAAGGAGGAACCAAUUAGUGACAUCAAAGGACGAGGUAAAGUGAAAGUAGAAGGAGAAAAAACUGAAGAUCAGCUGAAUACUGUACUUGGUUCUGGUAAAAGUCAGAGCAAAAUAAAACCACCUUGUGAAGAUACUGGAAAUGCUGCCACCACUAAUAAUGGCUCUGUGGUUACAAUGUCAACUAGAUCAAGAGGAAAAACAGAAUCUGAAAAAGAGGGAACCUUGGAAACAGAAUCACUCAAUCAGCCAAGGCGCAGUAUGACUCCAGUGAGUGGUGAUUCCACUCCACAGUCUGAGUUAAAACGAUCUCAACGAAUUUUGCUGUCUCGUGAGGGGAGCUCAGAUUUAUCUCCCUUAUGCAAAAGAGGAACACCAAAACCCGCUCCAGAGGUAAUAAAGAAACAAGAUACCCCAACACUCCCUGCUAAACCUCCACUUUUCAAACAAAAGAAAGAAGAAAUAGCAUUCACUAAGACAGGCAAAAAAAAGAAGAAGCAUUUCAAAGGACUUAGUUACUCAUUUAGCACAAGGAAAAAGAAAGGUAAAUCCAAAUUCAACCAAGGCAAACUUUGCUUAGAUACAUCUCAAGAAUCAGAUUCUGUUGUGUCAGAGGAAAUAGACAUGGAGUCAGUUGAUUCAUCUUCACAAGAUGUUCCAUCAGAGCAACUUUCCAAUCAGGAUCAUGAUGUUGGUGACGAUCGACUUUCUGAUGGAGGAGAAAAUGAUAUUGAAAUGGAUAAUGUUGAGACCCCAGAUCCUUCAGCAGAUGAUGAUAGUGUGAGAGAUCGUACCCUUGAGAAAGUUUCUACAGAUCUUGCCAACAGUGAUGGAAAUGCUGAGAGAUUAAAAGAUGAUGUUAAAGAAGAAAAGGUCACUGAUGUUUGUAACAAGUUUGAUAAGGCCAUUAAAAGUGAAUUGCUUGAAGAAGAAAAAGAUAAUAUUGAAAAAAUAAAAGAUGACUUAGAUGGUAAAGAGGAAAUAGUAUCAGUUGGUGAUCUUAAGGAAAGUGAAGUUUCAGAAGAAAGUACAGUUGCAAAGCCUGAUGUCUUGGUAGCAUCAAAUGAAGAUGCAGUAGAGGUAGAAAGCAGCAGUCCUCCUGAAACAGUAAAGUCAGAGAAUGUAGAAAGUCAAUCAAAAGUAAAGAAUCAUAGAGACACUGAAGUGAAAUGUGGUACUAGUAAAUCAAACCAGACCGAAGUUCUUGGAAAAGGAAUGAGGACAAAAAGAGCCCCUCCCGGUGUGCCAGUCUAUAGUUCACUACGUAAAGAAGUUAACCCUGUCAUCAUCCGAAAGAAAGUUACUGAGAAAGAACAUUCCACAUCACCUUCCAAAGUACUUAGCACACCUGAAUUGGGUUGUUCAGCCUCUGAAUCUGCCUUCUCUCCAGGAGCAGAGGUUGAAGUUCAAGUACCUGAAGAGGAUGGUGGAGAAGCACUGAGCAAGAGACCUGAAGAGGCAGCUUCUAACAAGAAUGGUGCAGGAGGCACAAACCAAAUUAGUAACAACUCACCACAAAUUCCAGCACUUAGCAACAAAUUGCAGGGUGCAGAGGCAGUAGAAGUGCCAUGUCAGGCUAGCAAAGAGAACCUGGCACUCCACGAUGAAGGCCUGCGGCAUCCCAGGAGACGUCACAGUUUUAGUAAGAGAAAGAUGGAUGAUCUUGUGCCUGAAGGUCAUAACUCUGACUCUAGUGACUCUCUGGGUGAGGCUCGAAUGCCUGGUGAAGGAGUAAGGAAGAGCAAAAGAUUAAGUCGACACAGUUCUCCACAUGGCCUGUCUUUUGCGGCUCCUGAAUCACCAGAGGGGCCCGGCAAGAGCCAGUCUAAACCCAUCAGCAGUCGAUCAGCCUAUGUUACUCCAGCCUCACCAGGGGAACACCAUUGCUAUAUCCUGUCUCCACCUGUGAACUUGACCCAGAGCUAUCAGCAAGGGAAUGUGCAAUCUGCGGCCCCAACCCUGACUAACGUGUUGUGUAAGUGUCGGAUCAAGUACAAUCCCUUGGCCAUUGUCACCACGGGGGAGGUGUACUGCCAGGCCAUUGAUUCCUUUGAUGGCCGUAUGAUUGGAUGCUGUAAUAUUGUAACAAAUUAUAGACUUCUUCGUGUAAGUGGAAAGAUUCCUUUCAUGCUGCUGUGUGAUAACCACCGACAGAGGCUUCGGCAACACAACUGCUGUCCAUGCUGUGGCCUUUUUUGCACUCAGGGUGUAUUUUAUGAAUGUUCAUGGGACAAGGGAAGACUGCGCCAUUACUACCACAAACUGUGCAGUCUGGUAUUGAAUGGAGCAAACCUUUGUCCUCACUGUGGCUCUUCUGAAACUCCACAAGAAGUUCAGUUAGAGCUGACACUUGCUAGGAAGCCUGUCGUGUACCUUAAACAACAUCAAGAAAGAAAGGAGUCAUCUGCUCGCAUGACCUGGUCCAAGGGAGACACUCCUGAAGAUGCGGGAACAGAUAUGGCAGCAGAGAAAGAGCCGUCAUUGGAACUAAGGAAUGGCAGGCUUAUUUCUGCUAAAACAUUGCCCUUUGGAUGUGGCAGAGAGAAAUUACAAGAAGCCAUCCGCUGUAUUAAUGAAGGGAGAAUUGUUAAUGUCAAAUCAUUGAAUAAAGGAAUAUAUGCAGCAUGUAAGCAAAAUGACAUUGAAAAGUUACUUCAUGCUCUAGUCACUGGCUUAAGUCCUAAUGUUAAGGUGAAGGAGUGUGGAAGUCAGACAGGGCUGCAUGUGGCUGCUGCCUUUGGAAGUCUUGCUGCCCUCCACAUUCUGGUCAUGGCUGGAGCUACCAUAGACAUGACUGACACCCAGCUCAUGACACCUCUUAUGAUUGCCAUCACCAAAGAACAGAAUGAUGUAGUCCAUUACCUAGUGCAAGCAGGUGCCUCACUCAUGGCCAAGACUCAGGAUGGAAUGACUUGCCUUCAUCUAGCUGCCAAGUGUGGAAACCUGACUGCUUGCCAGCACAUUCUUGAGUCUGGCCGGUUAACUAGACAUGCCAUCAAUAUGCAAGAUGAGGGAGGUUGGACCCCAUUGGUCUGGGCAUCUGAGAACAAAUUCACAUUUGUUGUUAAGUUUUUACUUGAUCGAGGAGGUAAUCCUCAACUGUGUGAUGUGGAGCAGAACACAGCCUUGCACUGGGCAGCCUUCUCUGGCUCCACUGAGAUCUGCUCUAUGGUCUUAGACAGAGGCUGCUCACUGCGUUCUAUGAAUGCUCGUGGGGAUACUCCUCUACACAUAGCAGCCCGGCAGAAUCACAUCGAUGCUGUGGUGCUGCUGCUGACUCGUGGGGCCAAGCUGGAUGUGCUGAACUCCAAGAAUCAAAUGCCCAUCGAUUGUGCCUUGCCUGAUUCAGAUGUUUACCUCCAGUUGACUUUGAAUAGCAAAGUGCUGGAAAUUAUGAAACAAAACAACAUUAGAACUGAGAAAAUAUUGAGCAGUGAUAUAGCUGGGGGUAAAGAGGAGGUUCCAAUACCAUGUGUGAAUGGUGUUGAUGAAGAGCUGCUACCAAAGGAUUACCUUUACAUUGCUGAGAAUUGUGAGGCAUCCAAUGUAACAAUUGAUCGCACCAUCACAUCCCUCAAGUGGUGUGAAUGUGAGGAUGGGUGCAAUGCUGAGCACUGUGGGUGUGGACAACUCAACUUCCAGUGUUGGUUUGACCCAGAUGGUCGCUUGCUACCUGAAUUCAAUUAUGCAGAUCCUCCAAUGAUUUUUGAGUGCAAUAGAGCAUGUCGGUGCAACAAGCUGUCAUGCAACAACAGGGUGGUGCAACAUGGUAUCUCAGCUCACAUGCAGCUAUUCAAGACUGUUGGGAAGGGCUGGGGAGUACGUGCUCUCAAAACUAUUCAAAAGGGCUCUUAUGUUUGUGAGUAUGUAGGAGAGAUCAUCACUGAUUUAGAAGCUGAUCAGAGACAGGAUGACUCAUACCUGUUUGAUCUUGAUAAUAGGGACAGUGAAACCUUCUGCAUUGAUGCCAGAUCUUAUGGUAACAUAGCUCGUUUCAUCAAUCACCUGUGUGAAGCUAAUCUCACCCCUGUCAAAGUCUUCAUUGAUCAUCAAGAUCUCACUUUUCCAAGAAUCGCCUUUUUUGCUAACCGUGACAUUGAGGCUGAUGAAGAGCUUGGAUUUGAUUAUGGUGAGAAGUUCUGGAUGAUUAAAUACAAACAUUUCACGUGUACUUGUUCUUCAGAAAAGUGUAAGUAUUCCAGUGAAACCAUUCAGACCACCUUAGAAAACUACAACAGAAAACUUCGUGAACUUCAGGAAACUGUGUAAUGCAUCUGACAUUUGUAGUGAAUGUGCUUAUAUUUAUCACUGUUUGUGGCAGUUCAUUAAUGUCUGUA